Molecule: messenger RNA, 978 nt
Organism: Suillus bovinus
Lineage: Eukaryota; Fungi; Basidiomycota; Agaricomycetes; Boletales; Suillaceae
Product: porphobilinogen deaminase, dipyromethane cofactor binding domain-containing protein
Exons: 3
Coding region: 1-978 (325 amino acids)
Biological process (GO): heme biosynthetic process
Cellular component (GO): cytoplasm
Molecular function (GO): hydroxymethylbilane synthase activity
Source: RefSeq, a predicted model, not a curated record
AUGGCUUCGAGUUCAAGAACAUCAUUCGUGCUAGCUUCACGGGCAUCCAACCUCGCACAGAUCCAAACGAACAUAGUCAGAGAUGACCUCGAGGCUGCAUUUCCGGCCUUGUCAUUCGGCACAUCAUUUAUGACGACCGAGGGUGAUAAGAACCAAUCCCAAGCGUUGUAUCUACUCGGAGGGAAGGCGCUAUGGACAAAAGAACUUGAAGUUGCAUUGAAGGAGAAUGUGGUUGAUAUGCUGGUGCAUAGUUUGAAAGAUAGAGAGAAUCCUGUUGAUAGUCUCGUGGUGAAGCACGGCUUGCCUUACAAGACUCUCGAAGAUUUACCAGAAGGGAGUGUCGUGGGUACUAGUAGCGUUCGGAGAGUCGCGCAGUUGCGGAGGUCUUUCCCUGGUUUGGUGUUUUUAGACGUCCUCAAUAUCAACCCCAGAAACACCCGUCUUGCGAAGCUCGACGCCCCCGAUGGUCCUUAUACGGCGCUUAUAUUGGCCAAAGCCGGUCUUGUACGGCUAGGCAUGGGGGAUCGUAUCACCGUAGAUCUCACCGCACCAAUACUGUUUCACGCUGUCUCUCAAGGUGCUUUGGCAGUUGAGAUCCGCGCGGACGAUCAAGAAGCACAAGAAUUGUGCAAAACGCUAACUCACGAGGAAACACAGUGGAAGUGCCUUGCAGAGAGAGCAUUGUUGAGAGAGCUGGAAGGUGGAUGUAGUGUUCCUGUUGGCGUCUCUACGUCGCUAUCGCAGAUUGAUAAAAGCGAUGGGAAACUGACGCGUGCAACCCUCGAGAUAACGGGCUGCGUCACAUCACUUGAUGGUUCCGUUCAUGUCCAAGAUACUCUUUCGCAGGAAGUUAAAAGCAUACAGGACGCGGAGGAGCUGGGUAGAAAUCUUGCCAUAAAAUUGAUGUCGGACGGUGCCAAGGCAAUACUGGACGACAUCACCCAAGAUAGACGGAAGAGGGCUAAUGAAGCAGAAUAA